AUGGGUUUUAGACUUAUGAUUGUAAUGGUCAUGGGACUGGGAGCAAUGUACAUGUUACAUCUGUUAGCUCAGGAUUGGGAUAAAAUACGACAGCCAUUGCCUCCACGUGUCUCACGUCUACUCACCGGUGCCAGUGCCAGCCUUAACAAUUACAUAGUGCGUGGCAAACGGGACCUAAGUCUCGGCCAACAAAGGCAACUUCGACAAAUGCCCCACCAAUAUGUGGCUAAGCGGACAAAUGCCACUGAAAAUGUUAUCGAUUGGAAACGUAUCCUUUCGCGAGAUCCCUUCGAGUGCUUACAAUCGUUGGUGUGCCAACUUUUGUCAGGUGCUGAAACAAAUGCUAAGGAAUCGGUAAUAAUUUGUGAUUUCCUGGAGGAAAAUAUCAGCUUAGCUCCGGCAAAAAUAGGUCGCGCUUUUAGUCUGGGACUCGCAUUUCGUGGCCAAACGGAACGUUGCUAUGACGAAUAUCCCUUCUGUUGGUAUUCAGCUAAGACAAUGCUGAAGAUGUUAAGAUGGUUUGCCGAUACAGUCAACGAUAACGAUAAGGAGUAG
Molecule: messenger RNA, 555 nt
Organism: Stomoxys calcitrans (stable fly)
Lineage: Eukaryota; Metazoa; Arthropoda; Insecta; Diptera; Muscidae
Exons: 2
Coding region: 1-555 (184 amino acids)
Source: RefSeq, a predicted model, not a curated record